Molecule: messenger RNA, 1958 nt
Organism: Anneissia japonica
Lineage: Eukaryota; Metazoa; Echinodermata; Crinoidea; Comatulida; Comatulidae
Product: DNA repair protein SWI5 homolog
Exons: 5
Coding region: 174-752 (192 amino acids)
Biological process (GO): double-strand break repair via homologous recombination
Cellular component (GO): Swi5-Swi2 complex; Swi5-Sfr1 complex
Source: RefSeq, a predicted model, not a curated record
AUGCCGGAAUAAGUGUCUACACCGCCGACGACCGCGACUUGGCCGCCGCGAAAUUCGAAUGGGGACAAAGAUCAAACGAGCCUAGGCUGCUGUAGCCUAGGGCAUACUAUACUGAUAACUGAGAUUGUAUUCAAAAGAACACAGAGUCAACGUUUAGGAUACAACAGAGUGACAUGUCUACUCCUAUUCAAGGUGGAUCUAGGUGUUUAAAACGACGGUCUCUUGGGCUAAGCCGAAAAUGGUCAUCACCCACCGCACCUGCUGAGCACAAGAGCUCAAUUGUUGGGCUAGCAUUCGGACAAGGCCCAAGCCCCUUGAACAGUUCUCAUCAAGAAAAAUCCUCGCCUGUUUUUAACAGUCGGUCUCCAAGAUCAGCCUUGCCUCUUGACCUUAAAUCUAAAACUACACCAAGUAGAUUAGUUUCAAGAUUUUCAAGAAAGCGAUCAUUCAAAACAACUUUCAAAUCACCAAUGAAAGAGGUUGACAGUGGUACCACAAAAGAGGAGGAAUCAGAUGAUGUGCAACAAGAGAUAACAAAUCUUAAAAAACAAGUUCAGUUGAUGAAGGAAGAAGAGGAUGGACUGAGAAAAUGUGGGUACAAGGAAGAAGAGCUACAAAUGCACAUUGAGAAGCUUCAUGAAUAUAAUGAGCUAAAGGACACUGGACAGAUGCUGAUUGGAAAGAUAGCUACACUUGAGGGUAGAACGACCAAGGAAAUGUAUGCACAGUUUGGCCUGAACUUGGAAGACUAAACCAACAACAACCAUCAGGAUACAGCUUGUGAGCAAUGCAUUGAUAACUUUAUUAAGAUUAUGGAAAUAUAUUUUUCAUCAUAAAGGACCUACUUAAAAUCUCUUAAUAUAAUCAUUUGUUGCACACAAUUUCCAAAAUUUUGUUCCAUUAUAAAGCCGGACACUUAUUGCUGACGAAUCCAACUCCAUUCCCACUGCGCGCUAGACAAUGCAAAUCCGUCUUCUGAUUGUUGGUAGCAGUCUGAAUGGAUCCUCGUUAAAAACGAUCCGUUGCACGCAUGUCGUACCGUUGUAUUCUACAUAGAAUUGUGUCAGCCUAUGACCGUCGGGCAUAGUGAAUGCCCAGCUUAAGAGAAUAAGGGUUCAAUUGAAUAUUAUGCAUUAAAAUAUAUCUAAUUAAUCCUUUUAUGUAUUUGUUAAAACAUAAAAAAUACAUGUGAAUAUUAUACCUUUAAAAUAAAGAUUAAAAUGAGAAAAUAUUCAGAGGUGUGACAAAGAGGGUUGAUUCCCCUGUUAAGGUUCCCAUGGCGGCAUAGGGUCUCGCUGGGCCCUAAUUAGAUGUGGUGAAGUCCACAGCCACUUCAGCAUUUUUUUCAACAUUUUAAGGGCAUAUUUUGAUGUUUUUACAAGUUCUGCGUGAAUGCCAAUUAAUAUUUGAGGACCUCUUAAGGCCCAGGACCCCCGGCUUUAACCUGUUAAAGCUCAUAUGUGUUUGAAAAUAUGCAUGCAUAUAUUUUCCUUAAUUUAUUCCAAUAGCUUAGUAUCCUUACAUUAAUUCUAUUGAUCAGCAAAAACUUGUUUUUAUGCGUCUCAUAGUGGAUGACUUACUGUACAGUAAGUGUUCUUUUUAAAAUGAGCAAAUCAUAGUUUUACUUUAUGUUGCUCUCCUUUGUUUAAAUGCACAGGUAGAUUUCUUUCAAGUUGAUAUCCUAUUUUUGUGCAAUAAGUAUGUCUUAUUAAUCUGUAGUGUUUUUUGGGAAUGUCAAAGUUAGGAGUGAGAGUGGAACACUGGCGUAUAGAAAUAUCUUUCAGAAUGGUAAGAGGUUUAGAAAUUCUUGAGGCUAGGACAUGGUGGCUGGAUUGCAGAUUAUGUAAUUAAAUCAUAAUCACAAGAUUUAAAAAUAAUUAUAAAGAUUUACAGCUAAUUAACAUAUCAGUGUUAAUUCUGUCAGUAUUUUUUCCAGAAAUAAAUAAGAAUGAUUUUAA